This is a messenger RNA of Helicoverpa armigera (cotton bollworm), 3493 nucleotides long. RefSeq names its product peptidyl-prolyl cis-trans isomerase sig-7. The record is from RefSeq and is a predicted model, not a curated record. Gene Ontology annotation, cellular component: nucleus. The coding region runs from base 145 to 2376 and encodes 743 amino acids. Gene Ontology annotation, molecular function: RNA binding; peptidyl-prolyl cis-trans isomerase activity. The transcript has a single exon. Gene Ontology annotation, biological process: protein peptidyl-prolyl isomerization. Lineage: Eukaryota; Metazoa; Arthropoda; Insecta; Lepidoptera; Noctuidae.
AAAGUGAGGUUAUGUGUAUUUAUUUCUUCGUAUGAUGUGUCAAAGUUUUUAGAAUUCUAGGGCAUAGAUAUCAAAGUUUUGGAUUUAUUUCAAUGAAAUGAUAAUUAAUGAUUAAAGAUUAUUGGAAACUGAACUAGAUUCACAAUGGCAGUAGUGAUUGAAACAACCCUCGGGGACAUCACAGUUGAUUUAUAUCUGGAUCAACGACCCGUAACAUGUUUAAACUUUCUGAAGCUGUGCAAGAUGAAAUACUACAACUUUAACUUGUUUCAUACGAUCAGGAGUGGUUUUAUAGCCCAGACGGGAGAUCCUUCAGGUGAAGGUUCCGGGGGACAGUCUAUAUUCGGGCUGCUGGAAGGGCCAGAGAAAAGAUUCUUCUCAGGCGAGAAGAUGCCGAAAAUUCGGCACACAGACGUCGGCCUGCUCUCAAUGGUUGGAACAGGGGAUAUGAUGAUUGGUUCGCAGUUCUUCUUCACGCUCGCUUCUGACUUGGACUCUCUAGACGGAAUACAUUGCGUUAUUGGAGAGGUUACUGAAGGGCAUGAUGUACUAAGAAAGCUGAAUGACGUGAUAUGUGAUGAAGGUCACCGGCCGUACCGCGACGUGCGUAUUACUCACACCGUAGUUCUGGAAGAUCCCUUCAAUGACCCUAAAGGGCUAAGAGCACCAUCUAGAUCUCCAUCACCAAGUGCUGAGCGUCUCAAGGGUGGCAGAAUUGCUCCAGAUGAAGAAAUUGAUGAAACCCAAGGUAAAUCUGCUGCGGAAAUACAAGAGAUCAUUGAAGAGAAAGAAGCUAAAGCCCGAGCCACUAUUCUAGAAAUUGUCGGUGACUUGCCUGAUGCUGAUAUCGCCCCCCCUGAAAAUGUACUCUUUGUUUGUAAACUCAAUCCAGUCACAACAGAUGAUGAUCUAGAAAUUAUAUUUAGCAGGUUUGGUAAAAUAGUUAGCUGUGAAGUUAUAAGAGAUAAGAAAACAGGUGACUCUUUACAAUAUGCUUUUAUUGAAUUUGGAGAUAAAAAGUCAUGUGAAGAUGCAUAUUUUAAAAUGGACAAUGUUUUAAUAGAUGACAGACGAAUUCAUGUCGACUUUUCUCAAUCUGUAUCUAAAAUGAAAUGGUUGGGCAAAGGCAGAGGAGUCAAGUACUUCAAUGAUGAUGAGGCCAAAGAGAGAGAACGAGGAAACCAUAUGAAAAACAAUAAAUCUGUCCAUUCAAAAAAUAGAGAUGAUGAACAUAGAAACCGUGACAGAAAUGAUAGAAAUGAAUACAGUAACAAUAGAAAAACAGAUGAGCGGGAAAGAAACAGAGAUAAAGAAAGAAGGUCAGACAGGCAUUACAGACAUGAAAAAGAAUCCAAUCACAGAACAAAUCGAGAAGAAGAAAAGUCCCAUCGGAGAAGAAGUAGGAGUCGUUCCAAACAUGACAACAGACUGAGAGAUGAUAGAAAUAGCUAUAAUUACUCUGACAAAAGUAUCAGAAGUCAUAAAAAUGAGUAUGAUAGAAAUGCAAAUGAACAAAAACGCGAGAAAUCCACUGACCACAAUAAUUCAAAGAAUAUUGAUAGAAACAAAGAGUAUAAAAGGGAAUCUAGUAAACAAGAAAAUGAUAAAAAUAUAAAUAAUUCAGACCACAAUCUUGCAAAGAAUUCAGAGCAUAAUGCCAAAGAAUAUAAACAUCAUCAUUCUAAUAAAUAUGAAAAUGAAAGGAAAGAAAAUGAUCAAGUUGGCCAAAAUGUUUUCAGAGAUUCUGAUAAACACAAUAAAGAGUACAAAAAUGAUUCAAAAAAACUUGAGAAUAAAAGAAAUAAAGAAGAUUCUAACACUGAGCAGUCAAGAUCUCCAUCCAGGCAGAAGGGUAGAGAAAAAUAUAAAGAUCACAAAAGUAAACAAGACAAAGUUGAUAGAAGAUCAGAAAAGGAAAGUAAGAGCAGAAAAUCAAAGCUUAGUAGUGAAGAUAUGGAACAAGUUCCAAGCAAAAGGUCUAAAAAAGAAUCACACAGUACAGAACCUAGGACACCAACACCUACUGAUGAGAAGAGAAAACACAAGACCACUUCCAAAUCUAAACACAGUGAAAAGAAAAUUGAAAAAUCUAAGAGGAAUGCAAAAAAGAAGCGUAAACCAUCAACAUCAUCCGAUAGUUCAACAGAAUCUAGCUCUUCUAGUAGUGAAUCCAGUUCUUCGAGCGAUGAUGACCGCAAGAAAAAGUCUUUGAAAAGAAGGAAGAAGAAAUAUUCCACAUCAAGCACUAGUAGUAGUGACAGCACCAGUUCUAGUUCAUCAUCAAGCACUGACUCUAGCAGUUCUUCAAGCUCCAGUUCAGACGAUGGUAAAAGGAAAAAGACUCGUAAACGUUCCAAUAAGAAGAAAAAGUUAUAGGAUAGUACAAAAUGUAGAGAUACAAUAAAUAGACAUAUAAAAUUACUAGUGUGAACUGACUUGAUAAAGCUAAGAAAAAGUGACCUGUUUGUACGUCAUAUAGAUUUAAGUGAGUCUCAAAUGUUAAUUCCAUGUGGCCAUUUUUAUGUGUAUUGCUUAAUUUAAAUUCUUUUGUUAAAUGCCUAAGACUGAAUGGAUACUUACCUAGUAUACUAUUCUACGUCAAGAUGGCCUACAUAUUUAUCUCAUUUAUAAAAAUAUGCAGUAUGUAGGUACUUACCUAUAUAGUAAAAUAAACAUGAUCUUUACUUGUUAUGCAUGUGUUAUGUUACAUACCUAAAUUUUAAUCAGAUAAUCACUAUUAAUUUGACGUAAAUCAUGUCUGCAAUAGAUUUUAAAUAAGAACGAUACUUGGUACAAAGGUACAAAGUAUUUUCAUGAGAUAUAAUAAGAUCAGCAUAGGCAGUAAAUAGAUGGCCUAAAUGCACUUAACCGUAUCCUAGUACAAUUUGAUCUUAUGAUUAGAAUUGUAAUGCACUUUUAUACAUUAUUUGUAAGUAUUUUUACUGUAUGGUUAUGCUCACUUAACAAGCAAUAAGUCACUACAUGAUUGUAAACCACAGCCCUUUUUGUUUAUCGGAUGGGUAAGUAGAUAUCGUACAUUUAAAAUGGACAAAAGGUAAUAUAUUACUUUGCCAAAAUAAAGUCAAUACUCAUUAUUUCUUGCAACGUGUAGUUUCAGAGUAGCAUUGUCUUCAUUUAAUCAUAUUUCAUGAAAGGCCUUACCUUUGUCAACUGGACUGAUUUGUUUUUAUUUUUUCUAGAGUUAAAACUUUUAAUUGAUUUUAUUAUGGUAAUGUAUAAUUAAGUGUUUGCCUCGUAUUUGAGUAUCAAUCAUAAUUGCAUUUGAAAAUGAAUUAGGUAAAGUUUAAUGAACUAAAUAUUUUUAAAUUGUCACAGUGUAGGUACGAGGUAUUUUUUCUAUUUAUUAGAGCCUAGUUGUAAUGUGUUGUAAUGUUUUCUUCAUUUCUUUUAGUUAGCAUUAUGAGAAGCGUAAUUUAGGUAUUUGUUAUGUAUUUAUGUAUAUUUUUGUAUAUUAAUAAAUGCCUUCAAUACA